This is a messenger RNA of Arthroderma uncinatum, 825 nucleotides long. RefSeq names its product cell division control protein 31. The coding region runs from base 1 to 825 and encodes 274 amino acids. The transcript is spliced from 2 exons. Gene Ontology annotation, molecular function: calcium ion binding; microtubule binding. The record is from RefSeq and is a predicted model, not a curated record. Gene Ontology annotation, cellular component: half bridge of spindle pole body; mitotic spindle pole body. Gene Ontology annotation, biological process: spindle pole body duplication. Lineage: Eukaryota; Fungi; Ascomycota; Eurotiomycetes; Onygenales; Arthrodermataceae.
AUGGCCUCAUCUUCACAUCCGUCCUUUGCUCCACGCUCCGUAUAUGCCAACGCAGGUAAACUGCCGGACCGACCUCUUAAUUCCAACAAUCCACUCCCCUUUGGAUCAUCCGUUCUAUCGCGUCGCGAGCGAGGAGAUUUCGGCGACGGCGCAGGAAAAUCACAAGGCCAUCAGCUACAUCCAGGUGCUGGGGCAGGUGGUCCCCAAACACACUCGCAGAUUCAAGGGCAAGGGCAGCAUCAAGGUGGUGGCGUAAUGGGGGGAGUUGGCGCGAAUGCGGGCAACAAUAACAAUAAUAACAACGUCAAUAAUCCGUUAAACGAUCUUUCGGAAGAGCAGAGGGAGGAGAUUAAUGAGGCUUUCACACUCUUCGAUCUUGACCGGGACCGACACCUCGAUUAUCAUGAACUCCGCGUUGCUUUCCGCGCACUUGGCUUCACACUAUCGAAACCGGACCUGAUUUCACUCCUAACAACAUAUGGCGUUCCUAGGACACCAAGCCCGCAGCAACAGCAACAACAAUCAAGGCAACAGCAGGCUCCACCACAUCCGUCUUCACUAUUAAUGCCCCUUACCUCCUUUCAAGCAGUCACAGCACGUAAGAUUCUAGAGCGAGACCCACGAGAAGAAAUAUUACGCGCUUUUGAAUUGUUCGACGAGGGAGGGAAAGGAUAUAUAGACCUUGAGGAUCUGAGACGGGUAGCGCGUGAACUGGGUGAAACAGGGCUGGAAGAGGACGAACUGAGAGCUAUGAUUGAGGAAUUUGAUUUGGAAGGUGUUGGCGGUGUCACCAGAGAAGGAUUUGUGGGUAUAUGUUUACAGUGA